Molecule: messenger RNA, 7922 nt
Organism: Diorhabda carinulata
Lineage: Eukaryota; Metazoa; Arthropoda; Insecta; Coleoptera; Chrysomelidae
Product: titin-like
Exons: 20
Coding region: 326-6145 (1939 amino acids)
Biological process (GO): negative regulation of protein kinase activity; protein dephosphorylation
Molecular function (GO): cation binding; protein serine/threonine phosphatase activity
Source: RefSeq, a predicted model, not a curated record
AGUAAACUUAACGAUCGAGUAAAACUUCUUCACUCUUGUCAGUUUUCUGUUUUUCUAAUUUGAUAGGUUGACUCACUCAGGUCAAUCCAGAGUUUUGCAAGUGGAUACUACAGGGUAGUUAAAAAAGUAACAAUAAAUAACUAUAAUUUACAAACUAUACUGAUUGAGGAAUACGGAAAACCCUGUUAUCAUAGUACAAAUAUACAUAUCACUGCAGUAAACAUCAAUUUUGUGUGUGUUUGUUUGUGAGUGUUCUUAUAAAUUUGUUUGCUUUGAUGAAAUACUGUGAUAAAAAAUAAUACAAGUUGAUAAAAACCGUGACAAUAUGGCAAAUAAAGAUGAUCAUCUUACUUAUUACCGUGAGUUUUUUGAAAACUUUGCUCAAACUAUUAAUCCGAAUGAUCCGCUACCUGUUAAAUUGGCAAGUUAUAAGUUAGUGAAUGCAGAAGUUGUGGGAGGAAUUAUCGACUGGACUACGCAGUAUUUAUCUCAAAAAAAAUGCCCGUCAAAUUUAUUUUCGCCUCUCAUCAAGAUUAUAAUAGAAGAAACCAGAAAGGUCUGCAAAAAACAACCAGUUAAUUGUGGAUUUAAUCCAACAGAUCACGCGUAUGAACCUCUCAAAUUAAUGCAGACUGUGAUUGCUAAAACGAAUGAAGUUUGUCUGAGGUACCUGGAUAAUAGUAUGUUAUGCUCACUGCCCUCUCCGGAUACAGGGACGCCUUAUUGCAUCACUAGUGUCUAUGCGAUAAAAAACACACGCAGACGAAUGGAAGAUAGACAUGUGGUCAUACAUGAUUUGAACAACAUGUUCAACAUUCAGGAAGUGAGUCCGUCCAGUUACUAUGCAGUAUUUGAUGGCCACGCAGGAUCUCACGCUGCUGAGUACUGUUCAGGCCAUUUACACCAGUUUCUUGCCGAAAAUAAAUAUUUUGCUUCAAAUCCAAAGCAAGCCUUGCUAGAUGCCUUUUGUAAAACAGACGCUUUGUUUAUAGAUAAAUGUAAAGUUGAAAAUUUUAGUAGUGGUGCUACUGCUGUUGUUGCAUUAUUACGUCCCAAAGAAAAAAUGUUAUAUGUUGCUUGGGCAGGAGAUUCUCAGGCUUUAUUGGUAAAUAAAACACGGGCAUUCCAAAUAGUUGACCCUCAUAAACCCUGCAGAGAGGAUGAACGAGAGAGAAUUGAAAAACGUGGUGGUUGCGUGAUGUUAUGGGGGACAUGGAGAGUCAAUGGUCAGUUAGCAGUAUCCAGAGCAAUAGGUGAUCCAGAGUACAAACCUUUUGUCACUGCUGUUCCAGAUAUCCAGGAAAUUACUUUAGACAACGAUGAUUUCUUAGUAAUAGCCUGUGAUGGAUUAUGGGAUAUUCUCUCGAAUGAAGUAGUUGCCAGGACCGUUUAUAAUUUGGUUACAGAAAAUCCAGACGACACCAGUAGAAUCAGUCAAAGAUUAGUUCAAAUAGCAAAAGAACAAGGCUCUUCUGAUAACAUCACUGUGAUAGUAGUGUUUCUUCGAGAACCGUCGAAAAUUGCCGCAGAAGCCUACUGGGAAAAUCGCAAUUUGAAUCCUGCAACUAUGGAGGCGGGCCUCGACAAUUCCAAUAAUCCGUUCGUUAUGCCGAACGGCGCUAACACAGAUAAUAUGAUUAGUCAAAAAUCAGACGGUUUACUGUUGAAUCUAACAGAUAAUUUCAAACAAAAUGGUACAGAUUUGCAAACGUCUGACAUGUUUUCAAACGAAAAGGCAAAUGGUAAACGCUUAGCAUCGGAAUUCGAUGAUGAAGAUUUCGGUCCAGAAACCGAUGUUGAUGGUUUAGACGACGCGCUAUCGCCAGAUCCAAGAGAAACCAGCUCAAACAAGUUUUUAGAUGCAUUUUCCACAUCGCCUAACAACAAUCUAUUAGCCGAAGAAGGAGUUUACAAUCCGUUCAUGGAACAUCAGGAAAAAGCGGCCAUGGAACUAGAAAAUUUAAGGAAAAGGGAACAUAGAGAAGAAUUUGAAGAAGAUGAAGAAAGAAUGGGUAGAGAAGAAACGCCUACACCACCUGCUGAUACUGUUCAUGAUGUUGGUGGGCUAGUUGAGAAUCCAGCCGAUAGUGAGUCUGAGGACGAGUGGGAUUAUAUUAAAGGCGAAGAAGCUAAUAAAGAAAAUAUCUCUCCGCAGCCGGGAAAGGAGGUUGUUCACAUUCCUGAAGAGGACGACACAAUGUCACAACUGAAUCCCAAUGCUGCAGAAUUUGUACCGGUCUCGCCUACAAGGAGUGUUCCAUCCCCCUCUUGUCGUAUGUUAAUUAAUGAUCAAAUUGUAUCACAAUCGCCAAAAAAAGCCAACGAUGUAGAUAUUAGUGUACCAAAUCCAAAGGAAUUUGAAAAUGAGGUUAAAUCCAGGCCUAGCGAAAUUGAUGCGAAUGGACAUGCAGAAUCUAGUGACUUGAAUACAGACUUAAUGGAUAAUAUUUUGAAUGGUAAAAAUAUUGACGAAAUUCCCGAAUUCCAACCGGGUAGUACACCAAAAAAAGUUUUCACAAGUGAUGAAUUCCACUUUGGUCCUAAUGCUGCUCCUUUCACUCCUAAAUGUUUAGAUCAAUCUGAAGCACUGUCUACAAAAGCCGUAUAUGGAGAUGACACUGUAGCAACUUUUGACACUAGUUUCAAUGAAUCAAUAGGCCAGGAUUUGAAUAUUUUAAAUAAGGAAUCUGAUCCUAUGUCAAUGUCAUUUUAUGCAGAUCAAGGAGAAUCAAAUCCUUUUGAUUUAAAUAAAGUCCAGGUAUUACCGGAUAAUCUUGAUGAUUUUUUAAAUAAACCAGAUAAUGAGGCUUUAAAUGAAACUAUCUCAGAUUUACCUGAUCCAUUACGAGAAAAAACAAAUAUUUUGAAUAAUGAUGAUGCAAUUCAAGUAACAGAUCUGGAUAAACAAAGUUAUGAUGAUGAAAAAGAACUUGCGUCUCCUAUUGAAUCUGAAAAAGAACUGUUGCCUACACAAGAGACUGAUUUUCCCAAAACUUCAGAACCAAGUCAUGAAAAGUUGAUUCAGGAAUUACAUUGUGGGAACAAAACAGAUGAUAACCCAGUAGUAGUUCCUGCUGAUGUAGAACUAAUACCCAUCACCAAUCCAUCUCCUUUACCAGAUGCGACUGAAUUUAGAGAUCUUCCAAAUAAAGAUACAUCUGAACUUGGAGAUGUUUCCUACCAUGAAGCAACCGAAGUUGCAGAUCUUCUGGGCAGAGAUGUAACUGAAGUUGAUAAUAUUUUGGAUAACUCAAUAAUUGAAACCAGUGAUAUUUUAAAUAAAGAGGUUGUAAACAACGAUAUUUUAAAUAAGGAGGACACAAAUAUUGAUUCUUUGAAAGAUUCAGGAAAAGAAACACUAGUGUCAAAAGAAGCAGAAGAAGUCAAUGAUCUUUUAGGAACAGAGGAUACAGAAUUUUUAAAUAAACAAGCAACUGAGGUCGAUGAUCUCUUAGGUAACCAGCUAAUAGACGAUGGUUUCAAUGCUCCUUCAAAUGAUGGAAUUCAAAAUGCUUGUACAGAACAUGAAAGUUUUCCAAGAGACAAUUCUUUAAUAGAAGAAGUGAGUGAAUCAGUUCAACCCAAACUGGAGGAGUUUGCACGCUUAGAAAUGAUUAAUACCGAAUCCAUUGAGAAACAUGAUUUAGAAUCACAACUGUCCCCAUCAGAAACCGAAAAAUAUCAGUUGAAAGAACAUGUAUCAACAGACGAUGCUCCAUUGGUUACUCCUGUGCCUCCUCCAAAAUCAGUUUGUGACCCUCCACUUGAAUUUUUUUCAGCAUUAGAAGAGACUAUGUCUACAGUGUGUGAUGUUCAAAAUGAUAACUUUAAAUCAGAAUUAGCAGAAAAGCUAAUUGAAUCUUCUAUAAACACAAAAUUAGAGAAAAUUGAUUUGGCGGUUACACCUGAACCAAUUCCAGAACAUUUCAAAUUAGAGUAUCCAGAAGAGGAAUCAAAAUAUUCUGUUUGCGAUUUAUCCGAAUCUAAAUCUCCAAUAUCAGAAGAUCUUUUGACUCCAGAUUUUACAAAAGAAACGUUGUUGGAAGAAGCCCAAGAACGUUUUGAAGAAUUAUGUAAACCAAUAGAAUCACCACAGGAAGAUGUUACGUCUUCUAUCAAAGAUGAUUUGUCAUUCCAUGUGCAAGAUCUAUCAAGUAAAUCACCUUUAGAAGAUCAAGUAAUUGAGGAUAGCUUUGUGACAGAAGACAAUGCUGUUCAUAAUGAACACACUGAAGUAGUCAGAGAUGUGGAAAAAGAGACAGCUGAUAAAGAAGAAAUGAGUUUAGCAUCCCCUAAAGAGGAUGCUGCAAUAGAUUUUAAAUCUAGACCAUAUUUUCGCAUUUGUCCUGCAAGACCUCGUAAAGAGGUGGAACUUCCAAUUGACGUGGGAACUGAAACAAUUGCUUUAGAAUAUGCAGAACCAGCAAUAGUUACUCCGUCUGAUGAAAGUAGAGCAGAAGAUCAAAUUGCUGCUACUGAUGAAUCAGAAUUAGAAGUGCUCAUAAAAACUCCACCUUUGGACGAGCUUGUCAAUGAAGCAGAAUGUGCAGUGCUUUUAAAAGAAACACAGUUAGAAGAGCCUGUUAAAGAGACACAAUUAGAAGAGCCUGUUAAAGAGACACAAUUAGAAGAGCCGGUUAAAGAGACACAAUUAGAAGAGUCAAUUAACAAGAACCAAUUAGAAGAAGCUGUUAAAGACUCAUAUGCAGAAAAACCUGUUGAUCAGUUACAGCUAAAAGAGCCUAUGGAAGAAUCAAAAUUGCAAGAAGCUGUUAAAGAGUUACAAGUUGAAGGACCUGUAAAAGAGCCACAAUCAGAAGAAUUCCAAAACUCGCAACUAGAAGAACCAAUUAAGGAAUUGCAACAACCAGAAGAGCAAAAAGAUGCUGAAAAUCUUAAAAAUGAAAUAACAGCUGUCGGUGUUGCUGCAGUAGUAGCGGCUGGAGCAGCAAUUACUGCUGUAGUUUCAGCAACAAAGGUUGAUGAUAAGAAGAAAUCUCCAAGUGUAUCAUCUAUCAAGAAAACCACCUCUAAAACUACAGCAGCUAAGAGCCCGGCACCAAUAUCAAAAACAUCACCCAAGUUGAAUGCUUCAGCUUCUAAGCAAACUGCCAGCAAAACGAAUACAUCAUUGAAGGCAACAACAACAAAAACAGGCACUACAAAGUCACCCACAUCAACAGCUAAACCGAGCUCCAGACCAAAUUUGACAAAGCCUAAAACAACACUUCCGGCAGUUUCAAAAACUACAACAUCAAAAUCUGCAGAAAAGAGCUCAUUAACUAAUGGUGAAGUUAAAACUACUGCUAGGAAUAAUGUUGGUGUUAAAAAGACUAUUUCAGAAUCAAACGGUGCUAAAACUACAACUUCUAAGCCAGCUAUUGGUACUACUCUAUCUAAAGUAUCUCAAAGCAAGUUAACUUCUAAGCCUAAUCCAUCGACUCAUACAAAAACCACCAUUCCUCCGCGUACAGCUCCGUUGGCUUCUUCGAAGGUUUCAAGUGCAAAUCCUAAGAGACCUUCAACUUUAAUGAGUAAAUCACAAAGUGGAACAACAUCCCCUGAUAAAGCUGCAAAUGUCACUAAGACUACCUUGUCAAAGACUUCACCAAAGUCAACAACGAACGCUUUACCGAAAACAAAACCUACGACCAAUGUGACACUAACGAAACCGAGAAUUCCUCCUACGAAAACUGUCACAAAGACUCUACCCGAUACCGAGAAGCAGAAUAAAGAGAGCGCAAAUAAAAUUAUGGCAUCUCGGUCUGCCUCCAGCGCUCAAUCAAGCAGAACUACUACUACAAAUGCAAAAUCUACUUUGUCUUCCACUCGUAAAGUAGAAAGUAAGGUCAGUAGUACACGAACGACAGUAUCGAAAACGACCACAACCACAAUGAAAUCUACUACAGCCAAAAAACCAAGCGAAAUAAUAAAAGGCCCUGUGAAAACGAAAACGACCAAAAUAGAAAAACCCAAAGAAAAUGGUGUAUUCGAGGUAGUAACUGAAGAAAUCACUAUUGUAAACAAUACGAAUGCUGUCAUUAACGCUUUGGAACAGGAACCAGAACUGAUAAAGGACAAUUCACCAGUCGAUAAUAAAAUACUGAUUGAGACUACUCAAAUUGUUGAGACUAAAGCAGACUGAAAAAAUAAUAAUUGAACAGUUUAUUUACUUGGCUUAUAUUCAAUAUUAUGAAAUAACUGUUAUAUUUAAAAUUUUUAUAUUAUCUUUUAUGCCCCAUUAUUAUAAAAUAUUUUAUCUGGCCGGUUUGAAAAUGAUAGUACCAGUGAAAUAUUUUCGAGACUGAUUUAACGUUCACAAUACUUCAGCCGAUUGGGGGAAAAAAUCUACUUAUACAUUUUGUCAAUUUAUUUUGCAUUUUUACAUAAAACCCUUCGCCUGAGGUUUACACCUAUAUUUGUACUUUUUUUAUAUUACGGAUUAUUUUCGAAAAUAUUUCAUUCUUUAUGUAUUUUGACAAAUGCGUGUAUAGAAAGCUGUGGUAAUAUUUAGUAAAGGAUAUUUAAAUGGUGUGGAUAAAAGAAGGACUUUUACUGUAACGAGGUAUAUUUUUAAGUUUAAUAUAUACAUACACUAUUAAUAUUAAACCAUUUGACCAUAUAAAAUGUCAAUAAAAAUAUCUAGAUAUAUAUCCUAAGUUGAGCUUUUUACUGCUUAGGUGUGCUGUUGUGAUUGCUGUGCACUCUUCUGUAUAUAAUAAAAAUUAUUUAGUUUUAUUAUCCACUAAAUUCUAUGAUUGGGUGCUAAAUUUCAUUUUAGUGAAGUCUUCCUCUCAUUACUCCGAAUUUGGAUCAUUCACUGUAUCAUUUUUUUAAAGAGGCUGUUACAAGUAUUAAAAAUGAAAUCCUUUGAAAAUCAGUCUUUCCUUUUUUUAUUGACAGUUUUUAAUGAUUGUUUAUUUAAAAUAAUUUUUUUUUCUGGUAGGGAAUUUUGAAUGAUAAAACAGUUGAACUAAAAGGUGCUGGCUCAUUUUUACCACUAACAAUAGGGAGUUGAUAUCACUCAAUUUAUUAAUAAAGCGGAAGAGUUCAGGUGCAUUGUUUCCAAUUUUGAGAAGAAUAUCACAUAAAAGUUAACGAAACGAUGAAAGUAAGAGUGUUUCUUCGAUCAUUAAAAAAUGUAUAACAGUUGUUUAGGCAAGAUAUGCAGAAGGCGAGUAAAACCCUAAAAUUUUUAGAAAAAAAUAUUUUGAAAAGAGUCAAAUAUAUUUAAAUUUGAAAAUAUUGGAAGUAUGACAAAUUUAAUAUUAUUUUGAAAAUUGAGUUAGAUUAUAUUCAACGGCAUUUUUAUCGGAAAAUGCUCGUUACGAAAAAAUAUGAAUGCAUAUGCCUUCACAAAUGUGGAAGAUUCAAAGGCCUAAAGUAAUGAUUGUAUAUCUUUGUUUACCAUGUUGGGACUUUGGAACCAUCUAUUAAUGUUACAAGGAAUGUACUGUUUAAAGAUAAUAGUAGAUGCCUAACUCGUUUGAUUUAUGUUGAAAUGUCGAAUACGAGAGAUUAACAUUAACAACUAAUCAUUUGUACUGUAGAUAAUUUUGUAAUUAUGUUUUGCUAAAAUUAUCAGAUGAUUUUUAUGAGACUUCACAAUUUGGCCUUUUUGUAAGAUGUUUUGCAUAAAUUUAUUAGAGAUACUUAACCUAACUAUUUUAUACAUUUUAAUAUUUAUCCCUUUUCUCUUUUUCACCCGAUUCCUUAUUUUUUGUACUUUUUAAGUGUAGUUCUUCAAAUGAAAGGAAAUUGAUACUUUCAUUGAUAAUAUUCUUAGUUACACAUAUUUUUUAUACUAGAUUUUGUUUUAACGUUGAAAUUUUAUUAUCGCGUUUGUCCUUUAGUUUACUAAUUUUAUUUAUUUUUUUGUGAAUUAUACUACUUUUCAGCACAAAAUAAAACCGUAAAAGGAC